Molecule: messenger RNA, 687 nt
Organism: Lolium rigidum
Lineage: Eukaryota; Viridiplantae; Streptophyta; Magnoliopsida; Poales; Poaceae
Exons: 1
Coding region: 1-687 (228 amino acids)
Source: RefSeq, a predicted model, not a curated record
AUGAACGGCUGCGGGAGCGACAUAUCCCACUCCCAGCGGCGCUUCCUCGUCGGUGGCGGCGGCGGGCUCACGUUCUUCUGCCCGGACGAGGCGUGGCAGGGGCUCGUGGACCUCAUGUCCAAGAACGGCUGCGGGAGCUUCGCGGGCCUCCUCUCCGCGACGGCGAACGCGGCCGAGAUCUUCCACGAGCACCUCCUCGGCGGCAGCGGGCUCACGGUCUUCUGCCCCGACGACAAGGCCGUCGCCGCGUUCGACCCCACGUUCCGGACCCUGGCCGCCGACGACCGGCUAUCCGUCCUGCUGUACCAUGGCGUGGCGGCGUGCUACGGCAGGGAGCGGUUCAAGGGGUUCAACUAUGUGUCGGUGAACACGCUGGCGGAGGACGCGGCGACGAAGAAGAACCAACCCAUAACAGUCCUUGACGAAGGGGGCGCACUCGAGCUGUGGCCGGCGCCGCCGUCGUACCCGAACGGCGCUGCAUGGGUGACCAAGACGGCGUCGGAGGAGGCCCCCCCUCGCCGUGUACCGUGUACGUGGUGGACGCCGUGCUGCUGCCGAGCACGCUGGCGUGCAUCGGGUAUCUGGGUUGGCUGCGCUGCUGCAUCGCCCUAUUCCCGGACUGGAUUGUUCCGGUCAGCAUCAGCUGUGUGGCAGGGAGUGUGGUGGGCGUCCUGCUCGGAGUUCUGA